Molecule: messenger RNA, 1944 nt
Organism: Colletotrichum graminicola M1.001
Lineage: Eukaryota; Fungi; Ascomycota; Sordariomycetes; Glomerellales; Glomerellaceae
Product: smg-4/UPF3 family protein
Exons: 2
Coding region: 1-1944 (647 amino acids)
Biological process (GO): nuclear-transcribed mRNA catabolic process, nonsense-mediated decay; positive regulation of translation
Cellular component (GO): cytoplasm; nucleolus
Molecular function (GO): mRNA binding
Source: RefSeq, a predicted model, not a curated record
AUGGCGACAUCCGGCGCCCAGGGCGCCUCCCGUAAGACGAAUGGAGUACUCCCGGCCUCUGGCCAGCAGCCCGCUGCAGAUGCGACAAAGUCCAACAAGAGCCGGACUCCUGUCGAAGGCGACAAAGUGGUUAUUCGAAGGCUGCCGCCUGGCAUGACAGAGCAAGAGCUGUGGAACAACCUUGGUGAUGAGUGGAAAGCUGGAAACGGCCUCGUCAGCUGGCACAACUUUGUGCAGGGAAAGAUUUCACAAGACCCUGCGAAGCCCUCGAGGCCAGGGAGAGUCUACCUCCACGUCUUGAAGCGCGAAAGCCUCAAUGUUCUGUCAAAUCUGAUUCAAGCCAAAUCCUGGGAAGACGCCAAGAUGACCUCCAACAGCGCUUCUCUGGUCGGUCCUCCAGUUCUCGAGUUUGCGAUUUACAACAAGAUCCCGAGCGGUAAGAAGCGCUCCGACCCUAGACAGGGCACGAUCGACCAGGACCCGGAGUUUAUGGCCUUCCUCCUGUCGUUAACGAACCCGGAGAUGGAGAGGGAGAACGAGAACAGCGAGGGCAAGGAUACGGAGGAUUCGAAGCCCGAGGCCAAGGUCACGACGACGCCCUUAAUCGAGUUUAUCAAGGAGAAGAAGGCGAACAAGCAAAAGGAGGCCGCUGCCGCUAAGAGCGCCAAGCAGGCCCGUCAGGAUUCAAACACUAAGGGCAAGGCGUCGGCAUCAAAUGCGGAGGAUUCAAAGAAGGGCAAGAAGGACUCCAAGGGAGAGAAGUCGGCCGACAAGCCCAAGGAGACGGUCAAGAUUCUCACCAAGAAGGCCGCCGCGGAAGCUGCCAAGGCCGCCGAAACAGUCGCCAGCCAGAUCACCCAGGCCUCUUCAUCCUCUCAGGAUGCGCCCAAGAGUCGGCGGGCUGGAAUUGCGGCCGCCGCACGCAUUUUGCAGAGAGAUCUCGGCAUCAGUCCGGGAAGUGCCCAUAGGAGGGCACGGCUGGACGCUGCCAAGGCUGAGGCGGAAGCCAAGGCGACGACGACGAAGGAGGCACCGCAACCAGCGGCCGCACCCCCGGCACCAAAUCCGGCACCCGCCGCGGCGCCAGCUCAUUCGCCCGCGGCCGCUCCUCAGACAUCGGAACGGAGCACAACGCCCACGGCGCCCAAGUCGGGCCGUUCUCGCAGAGGUGGUGGCGGUAAGAACGCGGGUGCUAGCGAUUCUAAGAGCAAGUCGACCGAGGCAAGCUCCAGCAACGCACCAGCGCCUGCCAAGGCCCCUGUCGUGUUGCUCAAGAACAAGGACGAGGAAAAGAACAAGGAGAAGGGCUCCAAGGCAGACAAGGAAGCAUCAAGCUCGGCGUCGCAGUCUGCCGCACCGGCAACGAAUGCGAAGUCUAACCCCUCGACCAGCGCUAAGUCCUCAGGCAAGGGCGGCGGCAACUCGAAGAAGAGCUCAGCUGUCGUCACCCCCGGCGUGACGCGCGGUUUCGUCAAGCAUGCAAACCCGUCGCAGGGCGUCACCGAGGCGCUCCUGAAGCAGGCCAUGGAGGUCUUCGGCACCGUCACGUUCGUCGAGAUCGACAAGCGCAAAGGCUUCGCUUACGUCGACUUCUCCAACCAUGACAGCCUCGUCAAGGCAGUCACUGCGAGCCCGGUACAGGUCGCCCAAGGCACUGUUCAGGUCCUCGAGCGGAAGGAGAAGAAGCCCUCGGCGCCCAGUUCGAACGCCAAGUCGGAAACCAGCGGCGCCAACGCCAACGCCGGCGCGACGAGCUCCAACUCGGCCGCACCCUCGGGUCCCGGGUCGGGCAACAACGCGACCCCGUCUGAGAAACCGGAGCACCACAAGCGAACCAGACGCGGCCGCGGUGGGGGCAAGGCCGCCGCGAAUGCGUCGGGCAGCAACAGCGGCAACAAGGAUGCGCGCAACGAGCCCGCCGCCUCGACUGCAGGUACGGGAUGA